ACGCCUCCACCCAGAACAAACAAGGGAAAAGGAGCACAGCUGUCAUCCAGGACUCCUGUCCAGUGGAGGGAGGAACAUCAAAGGGCCUUGGACCAGCUCAUCCAUGUCCUCUCUAACCCACCAGUACUUGCCUAUCCUGACUUUAACCUCCCUUUUGUCUUACACACAGAUGCGUCAGAAAAAGGACUUGGUGCUGUGCUGUACCAACGGCAGGGAGGGAAACUCAGAGUAAUCGCCUAUGGGUCCAGAACACUCACGCCUGCUGAGCGCAAUUACCACCUUCACUCAGGCAAGCUUGAAUUUCUGGCACUGAAGUGGGCAAUAUGUGAAAAAUUCAGGGACUACCUCUUCUAUGCACCCCACUUCACUGUGUACACGGAUAACAACCCAUUGACAUACGUGAUGAGCACUGCUAAGCUGAAUGCUGUUGGUCACCGUUGGGUGGGUGAGCUCGCUGACUUUAGGUUCGAAGUGAGAUACCGACCGGGAAAAGCAAACGUGGAUGCAGACACACUGUCAAGGUUGCCUGUGAACAUCAACAGCUAUGUCGACUCCUGCACAGAAGAGCUGUCAAGAGACACCAUUCUGGCAAUGUGGGAGGGCAGUAGGGCAGCAAAGCAACAAGACGUUGCUUAUGUGGCUGUUCUGAACCUCUCACAACGCCCAGCAUCUCAGUCACCAGAAUUGCUCCCUGCCAUAAGCCAUGCCGAACUCAUGAAAUCUCAGCAAGAUGAUCCUGUGAUCAGUCAAGUCAUCAGACUGAAAGAGAACACCAACAUACUGACGAGUGACAUGAGAAGAGGAGUAAGUGGCCUGGCCAGGAAACUACUGCAUGAGUGGGGGAGACUACAGCUGAAGGAUGGUCUGCUGUACAGGGAAACCAGUCAGAGAAGUCAACUUGUCCUGCCAUCUCAGUACCGAUCCUUGGUCCUUAAACACCUCCAUGACGACAUGGGUCACAUGGGUAUGGAAAGAGUCCUGGACCUCGCUAGAGACCGGUUUUACUGGCCCUACAUGAAACAGGAUGUUGAAGCUUAUGUGACAAGGAAGUGUCCCUGUAUCAAGCAGAAGAAACCGGUCUCCCACAUCAGAGCACCAAUGGGGAGCAUUACCACCAGCUCACCCCUAGAACUUGUGUCCAUUGAUUACCUGCAUCUAGAACCUAGCAAGGGAGGCUUUGAGUAUAUCCUGGUUGUUGUAGACCACUUUACCAGAUUUGCCCAAGCCUAUGCCACCAGAAACAAGUCCGGGAAGGCAGCUGCAGAGAAACUUUUCGAUGAUUUCAUUCCACGGUUCGGCUACCCAUGGAAACUACAUCAUGACCAAGGGAGGGAAUUUGAGAAUGACCUUUUCAAGACCCUGCAACAGUUGAGUGGAGUGGGUCACUCAAGGACCACUCCCUACCACCCCCAAGGAAAUCCUGCAGAAAGAUUUAACCGCACACUGCUUCAGAUGCUCAGGACCCUGGAGGAGAAGGAAAAGGAAAGAUGGAGAGAACACCUACCCCAAAUCCUCCACGCUUAUAACUGUACCCGGCACGAGGCAACUGGAUUUUCACCCUUUUACCUGAUGUAUGGCCGUCACCCACGUCUGCCUGUGGAUAUGAUCUUUGGCUUGCUGUCUGAAGAAGAAGCAACUUCCCCAAGAGGCUAUGCAGAGAAAUGGGCCUCUCGGAUGCAGGAAGCAUACAGACUCGCCUCAGAGAACAGUCAACAAUCCAGCUCUCGGGGAAAGAGAUACUACGACCAACAUUUGAAGGGUGUUGUCCUUGAGCAGGGUGACCGCGUCUUGGUGCGGAACAUGAGGGAAAGAGGGGGCCCUGGAAAGCUAAAGCCGUACUGGGAAGACACAGUUCAUGUUGUGAGGGAGAGGAUCGCAGAUGGGCCGGUGUAUAAAGUGUCUCCAGAAACAGGUGGAGGUCGAGUACGAACUUUACACCGCAACCUGCUUCACUUGGUCAACGACUUACCUGUGGAUUUACCCCAGUCAUCACAGAGAUCACCUGUCAGAGAAGGAGGCUCACCGAGACACCUACCUGCUCUAUCAACAGACCAGCCACGACAGAGAGCAAGAAACAGCUCUUCACGCCACACAGAGAGACAGAGUGAGUGGCGCCCGAGUAGUGACUCCUCCGACAAUGAGGAUGAGCCUCGAUACUGGUUGAGGAUACCAUCAAGAAUGGAGUCUGAGAACAACCAAACCCAGCCUCUCCAGGAAGAAUUCCAGAGGACCUACAGUCCAGUAAUCUCCCCUCAGAGACUCAAUGUACCUGAGCAAAUCCUGCCUGAAAGGGAAGACCAGUGGACUGACAGUGUACUUCCAAGGAGAGAGAGCAUGCCUGUAGUAGAAAGCAGACAAAGUGAACAUAGAGCACUCCAAGAGGAAUACCUACCCGUCAAUCCAAUGCCUGCAGUAGAUGGACAGGAAGAUGCCAUGCAGGAGAGGCCAGUAACCCCUGAAGCAGUCAGUGAACAGUCCAACAAUGAACAGUCCAGCCCACUACAGAUGCGGAGGUCAACACGUGAAAGGAGGCCUGCCCAGAUGUUCACGUACAGCUCCUUAGGACAGCCCUCUUCCCAACCCCCAGCCAGUUGCAAUACAGUAGGGGCCUAUGGGACGCCGUCAAUGCCACCAUGGGGAGUGCAUACAUACCCCAGUUACUUCCAGACACCACUUCCAUACCUUAUUCCCAUUCAUAGUAUACCUUAUAUGUGUCUGGUGUACUGAUUGGCCCGCAUACAUACACUCACACACAUGCACACACACACCUACAUACUUACCUGGGACUGGCCUGCAGGGUUGAGCAACAGACAGAUACACAUACAUACACGCACGCGCACACACACAUGCUCAAACACACACAUACUUACCUUUAGUCACACAGAGAUUCUCACUAGUGAUUCUUAGGUUUAGUUGCUGAUAGUAGCAAGUGUCAGGAGCCACUUUUGAAGUUGGGGAGCGUGUGGCGCACCCAAAACAGGUGACCACAUUGGUCAUAUGUUUAUUAGUAAAUGAAUAUGAUCUCUAUGUACAUAUAUAUAUAUAUAUAUAUAUAUUUACACUGUCGCUUUAAGGAAUGGCACAAGCAGUUGCGUUCCGGUUGCUAUGGGAACGGACCUCCGCUCGCUCUCAGAUCCAAUUUGGGAGAAAACAUGGAAAGCUGCUGUGUCUAAAUCUCCUUUCAUUUCACCUGUCUUUCAGGAUAUUUAAAUUUGUUAUUACAGUCCCAUAUUUGGGACCUGU
This is a messenger RNA of Fundulus heteroclitus (mummichog), 3243 nucleotides long. RefSeq lists its product as uncharacterized. The record is from RefSeq and is a predicted model, not a curated record. The transcript has 2 exons. Gene Ontology annotation, biological process: DNA integration. NCBI's taxonomy places the organism in Eukaryota, Metazoa, Chordata, Actinopteri, Cyprinodontiformes, Fundulidae. The coding region runs from base 403 to 2727 and encodes 774 amino acids. Gene Ontology annotation, molecular function: nucleic acid binding.